Messenger RNA from Loxodonta africana (African savanna elephant), 6477 nucleotides. It is a transcript of the gene MUC16, whose product is annotated as mucin 16, cell surface associated. The transcript is spliced from 55 exons. The record is from RefSeq and is a predicted model, not a curated record. NCBI's taxonomy places the organism in Eukaryota, Metazoa, Chordata, Mammalia, Proboscidea, Elephantidae. Bases 25 to 6033 code for a protein of 2002 amino acids.
GAGCCCUCUGGUGGAGAGAAUCAGAUGCCACAUGUGGGAGGGCUAGGGAGGCUGGGCAGGUACAGGACAGGAUCCUCUCAGAGCCCAGGACAGGAUUUCUUAUCUGCUUCCCCUGUUGCAGAUACAAGACCUACCCUGGUCUUCUUCACCCUGAACUUCACGAUCACCAACCUGUGCUACACCGAGGACAUGGGGCAUCCCGCAUCUGCCAAGUUCAACACCACGGAAAAGGUCCUACAGGACAUGCUCAGUCCUUUGUUAGAGAACACCAGUAUUGGCACCCUCUACUCCAGCUGCAGAGUGACCUCACUCAGGCCUGAGAACGAUGGAGCAGCCACCAGAGUAGAUGCCAUCUGCACCUACUCCUCUGACCCAACAAGCACUGGGCUGGACAGAGAGCAACUGUACUGGGAACUGAGCCAUGGGACCCACGGAGUCACCCGGCUGGACCCCUACACCCUGGACAGUGACAGCCUUUAUGUCAAUGGUUACACCUCUCAGGCCCUGACCUCCACCCCCAGCACUGCUGUGGCCUCUACCAUCUCCCUGGCAACCUCUGUAGCCCUGGUCCCCACUCCCUCAGGAGGUCAGCUCAGUGGGUGUCUCUCUCCCACUCUCACUGCAGGCACUGGCCCUAUCCUGGUGUCCUUCACCCUCAACUUCACCAUCACCAAUCUCCACUACAAGGAAAACAUGCUUCUCCCGGGUUUCCUGAAGUACAACAACACAGAGAAGAUCCUACAGCGCCUGCUUGGGCCCUUGUUCAAGAACACCAGUGUCGGCCCCCUGUACUCUGGCUGCAGACUGACCUCGCUCAGGCCUGAGAAAAACGGGGCCGCCACCGGAGUGGACGUCAUCUGCACCCACCGCCCUGACCCCAAGGGCCAAGGGCUGGACAGAGAGAAGCUGUACUGGGAACUGAGCAGGCUGACCCGUGGGGUUACCCAGCUGGGCCCCUAUACCCUGGACAGGGACAGUCUCUACGUUAGUGGUUACACUCACCAGAUCUCAGCCACCACCCCCAGAACUUCUGUGGUGGACACACUUUCUGCAGGGUUGCUGACCCCCUUCUCCAGUUCUACAGUCCCUGGCCCAGCCCUGGUGCCCUUCACCCUCAACUUCACCAUCACCAACCUUCGCUACAUGGAGGACAUGUGGCCAGGCUCUGCCAAGUUCAACUCCACGGAGUCAAUCCUGCAAUUCCUGCUCAAGCCCUUGUUCACCAACAGCAGCAUCAGUUCCCUCUACACUGGCUGCAGGCUGACCGUACUGAGGCCCAAAAAAGAUGGAGAAGCCACUGGAGUGGAUGCUGUCUGCACCUACCACUCUGAGCCCACAGGCCUUGGGCUGGACAGAGAGUGGCUCUACUGGGAGCUGAGCCACCAGACUCAUGGCAUCACCCGGCUGGGCCCCUACACUCUGGACAGAGACAGUCUCUAUGUCAAUGGUGAGUGGUGGUUACACCAGACCAGCCUGGACUCCCAUUCCCAAUGCUCCACAGCCCCUAGCUAUGUCCUGGUGCCCUUCACCCUCAACUUCACCAUCACCAACCUGCGCUACGUGGAGGACAUGCAUCUCCCAGGCUCCCUGAAGUUCAAUACCACGGAGAAGGUCCUGCAGCACCUGCUCAAGCCCUUGUUCAAGAACACCAGUAUUGGCCUUCUCUACUCCAGCUGCAGACUAACCUCCCUCAGGUCUCAGAAAGAUGGAGCAGCAACCAGCAUGGAAGCCAUAUGCACCCAUCACCCCAACCAUGCAGGCCUUGGGCUGAACAGAGAGCAGCUGUACCAGGAGCUGAGCCAGUUGACCCAUGGCAUCACCCAGCUGGGCCCCUACACCCUGGACCAAGACAGUCUCUAUGUCAAUGGUGGGGGGCUGCCAUCUUGUUUUGCAUCCCAGAAGUCCUCACAUCCUCCCUCCUCAUCUCACCCUUUCCCUUCUCUCUCACUUACCUCAUCCUUUUCCCCUCCACCUCUGCAGCAUGGCCUCUCUUCUCCUUCCUUUGCUGCAGCCACAGGCCCCACACUGGUGCCCUUCACCCUCAACUUCACCAUCACCAACCUGCGCUACACCGAGAACAUGGGGCCUCCAGGCUCUGUGAAUUUCAACACCACAGAGAAGGUCCUGCAGUAUUUGCUUGGCCCCUUGUUCAAGAAUAACAGUGUUGGUCUCUUCUACUCUGGCUGCAGACUGAUCUCGCUCAGACCUGAGAAGUAUGGAGCAGCCACCACAGUGGACGUCAUCUGCACCCACCACCCUGACCCAGGGGGCCCAAGUCUGAACAGAGAGCAGGUUUACUGGGAGCUGAACCAGCUGACCAAUGGAGUCACCCAGUUGGGCUCCUAUACCCUGGACAGGGACAGUCUCUAUGUCAACGGUUACACCCACCGGACCUCAGCCACCACCUCCACCAGGACAACUUCCUCUUUCUCCCCCAACGCAGCUCCUGAACUUGCCUUGGUUCUGCUCACUCUUAACUUCACCAUUACCAACCUGCUCUACACGGAUAACAUGGGAUGCCCAGGCUCCACCAAGUUCAACUUCACUGAGAAGGUUCUGCAGCACCUGCUUGGGCCCUUGCUCAAUAAGUCCAGUGUGGGAACCCUCUACUCUGGCUGCAGACUGACCUCGCUCAGGCCCAAGAAGGAUGGGAAAGCCACCAGAGUGGACACCAUCUGCACCCUCCACCAUGACCCUGAGAGCCGCAGCCUGGACAGAGAGCGGCUUUACUGGGAGCUGAACCAGCUGACUCAUGGGGUCACCCAGCUGGGCCCCUACACCCUAGACAGGAACAGUCUCUAUGUUAACGGUUACACCCGCUGGGCCUCAGCCACCUCUUCCACCACUCCUGAACCUGCCCUGGUUCUGUUCACCCUCAACUUCACCAUCACCAACCUGCGCUACACAGAUGACAUGGGACGCCCAGGCUCCACCAAGUUCAACGUCACUGAAACGAUCUUACAGCACUUGCUUGGGCACUUGCUCAAUAAGACCAGUGUGGGCACCCUCUACUCUGGCUGCAGACUGACCUCGCUCAGGCCUAAGAAGGACAGGGAAGCCACCAGAGUAGACACCAUCUGCACCCUCCGCCCUGACCCUAAGGGCCACAGGCUGGACAGAGAGCGGCUUUACUGGGAGCUGAACCAGCUGACCCAUGAAGUUACCCAGCUAGGCCCCUACACCCUGGACAGGGACAGUCUCUAUAUCAACGGUUAUACCCACUGGGCCUCAUCUAUCAUCAACAUUAGUGAGUAUUACACAUACCAGUAUCCCUCUGUGCCUGUUUUGACCAGGGUCCCAGGCAACUUUGGCUAUUACUAUGGUCCAAAGAGACAACUUGCUCUUCCUCCCCAUGCAGCUCCUGAACCUGCCCCGGUUUUGUUCACCCUCAACUUCACCAUCACCAACCUGCGCUACACAGAUGACAUGGGACUCCUGGGCUCCACCAAGUUCAACUUGACUGAAAAGAUCCUGCAGCGCCUGCUUGGGCCCUUGCUCAAUAAAACCAACGUUGGCCCCCUCUACUCUGGCUGCAGACUAACCUCACUCAGGCCCAAGAAGGAUGGGGAAGCCACCAGAGUGGACACCAUCUGCACCCUCCGCCCUGACCCUGAGGGCUGCAGGCUGAACAGAGAGCGGCUUUACUGGGAGCUGAGCCAGCUGACCCAUGGGGUCACCCAGCUGGGCCCCUACACCCUAGACAGGGACAGUCUCUAUGUCAAUGGUUAUACUCGCUGGGCCUUAGCCACCACCUCCAACAAGUCCCAGGCAACCUUGGCCGUUACUGUGAUCCAAAUGGACAUCUUUCUCUUCCUCUCCAAUGCAGCCCUGGUUCCAUUCACUCUCAACUUCACCAUCACCAACCUGCGCUACACAGAUGACAUGGGACACCCAGGCUCCAGAAAGUUCAAUUUCACUGAAAGAGUCCUGCAACGCCUGCUUGGACCUUUGCUCAAUAAGACCAGUGUUGGUCCCCUCUACUCUGGCUGCAGACUGGCCUGGCUCAGGCCUGAGAAGGGCAGAGCAACCACCGGAGUGGACGCUGUCUGCACCUACUACUCAGACCCCAAAGGCCCCAGGUUGGACAGAGAGCGGCUAUACUGGGAGCUGAGCCAGUUGACCCAUGGUGUCAACCGACUGGACUACUACAGCCUAGACCGGGACAGUCUUUAUGUCAAUGGUUACACAUAUGGAGCCUCAGCCUCAGCCACCACCACCGGGGAGGUCAGUGAGGAGCCAUUCACCCUGAACUUUACCAUCAACAACCUGCGCUAUUCGGCGGACAUGGGCCGCCCCGACUCCCUCAAGUUCAACAUCACGGACACCCUCAUGCAGCACCUGCUCAGCCCAUUGUUCCAGAGGAGCAGCCUGGGUGCCCGAUAUGCAGGCUGCAGGCUCACUGCACUAAGGUCUGAGAAAAAUGGUGCCUGGACAGGAGUGGACGCCCUCUGCACUUACCGGCAGCACCCCAGGGGUCCAGGCCUGCAUGCCAAGCAGGUGUUCCAUGAGCUGAGCUGGCAGACCGGUGGCAUCACCCGGCUGGGCCCCUACUCACUGGACAAGGACAGCCUCUAUCUCAAUGGUUAUAAUGAACGUGGUCCAGCUGAGCCUCCUACAACUCCUGAGCUGGCCACCACAGUCCUGCCUCCCUCAUCAGCACCUGUGAAGCCAGAAGCCACCACAGCUACAGGACACACCCUGAAGACCUUCAUGCUCAACUUCACCAUCUCCAACCUCCAGUAUUCACCAGACAUGAGCAACCUCAGCUCUGCUACAUUUAACUCCGCCGAGAGGGUCCUGCAGCACCUGCUCAGGCCCUUGUUCCAGAACAGCAGCCUGGGCCCCUUCUACUCAGAUUGUAGACUGAUUUCCCUCAGGCCUGAAAAGGACAGGGCAGCAACCAGAGUGGACACCAUCUGCACCUACCACCCUGACCCUGCAGGCCACAGCCUGGACAGAGAGCGACUGUUCUGGGAGCUGAGCCAGCUGACCCAAGGUGUCACCCAACUGGGUCACUAUACCCUGGACAGGGGCAGUCUGUCUGUCAAUGGCUAUGCAUCCCAGAGUCUAUCGACCCAGAGCGAGUACCUGCUGCACUUUCGCAUCGUCAACCGGAAUCUCAGCAACCUGGACCCUGCGUCCUCAGAGUACACUGCCCUGCUGUGGGACAUCCAGGACAAGGUCACCACACUCUAUACAGGCAGCCAGCUACGAGAUGUGUUCCGCUCCUGCCUGGCCACUGACUUGAAGUUGAGCUCUGGGUUGGUCACCAUCGAGGCCCUGUUCUCCUCUAAACUGGAACCCAGCAUGGUGAAGCAAGUCUUCCUAGCCAGGACCCUGAAUGCCUCAUCCCACUGGCUGGGCACCACCUACCAGUUGGAAGACCUGCACGUGAUAGUACUUUAUUUUCCAGGAGUGGGGCCAUUAGUUUAUCUACUGACAGACAAACCAACGAGCAGUCCCAGCCCCGACCACUUCCAGCUGAAUUUCACUAUCACCAACCUAUUUUAUUCCCAAGACAUAGCCCAGCCAAACUCCACCAAAUGCCAGCGGAACAAGAGAAGUAUUGAGGAUGCGCUCAACCAGCUCUUCCGAAACAGCAGCAUCAAGAGUUCAUUUUUAAACUGUCAAGUUAUAGCAUUCAGAUCUGUUCCCCUCAGCAACCACACCGGGGUGGACUCCCUGUGUAACUUCUCACCAUUAACUCGGAGACUGGACAAAAUUGCCAUCUAUGAGGAAUUCCUGCAGCUGACCGAGAAUGGUACCCAGCUACAGAACUUCACCCUGGACAGGAGCAGUGUCCUUGUGGAUGGGUAUUCUCCCAACAGACAUGAUGCCUUGACUGAGAAUGCUGACCUCCCCUUCUGGGCGAUCAUCCUCAUCUGCUUGGCGGGACUCCUGGGACUCAUCACCUGCCUGAUCUGCUGUUUCCUUGUCACCACCUGCCUGCGAAAGAAGGAGGGAGACUAUACGGUGCAGCGCCACCGCCUGGGCUAUUACCUGCCACACCUAGAUUUGAGGAAGCUUCAAUGACUGGAUCUGCUUGAGACCCCUUCCCCCAGCCAGGGUCCAAAGAAGCUUGACUGGAGCAGAAAUAAACCAUAUUGGUCGGACACAGCCUUUUGGUCUUUUGUGACUCGGCUCUCACUGGUUCACAGCAGACUAAUAGAGAAGGCUCCCCCUUUCUUUAAUCCUGAAGGCACUGUUUUGUGGCCUCACACUAUUUCAUCCCUCAGGGACACCAGAUCUACUGAAACUGGUACCGAAAUUACCCAUUAUAUAAAGUCAAUGUCCCACUGCUCUGUGAGGUUUUUCACUUCUUAGUCACCCACUAUACGCCUCCCCUGGACCCCUGUGCCGACCAUCACUCAGCCACCACCCAUCUGUGUUUCUCCCUCUCCCCACCUCCUGCAGAGGCCCUGGCAAGCUCAAAUUCUGCAUUUGCUACUUCAUUUUCUGAAGCCCAGAUUCAUCAGG